GACACACGCAAUCCAUGACGAAGUUCACGAGCCUCAUCAUCAGAGACAUGUAAGCCCCUGAAGUAAAAACUCCGAUCCCCGUGCAAAUCCGUGGAUUCAAGAAGCGACCACUCCUCCCUCGCACCUCCUGUCCCACCCAAAAGUCUUGGAUGUUUCUCCCACCAAUCCAUCAUCCUAUUUUCGGGCUAUCCUCCACAGAAUCGCAAUGUUCUCAAACGCCAAGCACCACCAAGUGGCACAAACACCACCCUUGCAACAUCUGACACAGCAUCCGCUUCACAGCUCGUCACCUCACGACCGACCCUCAUUCUCGCACUCAACCAUUAGCUCCUGUGCUCACGAUGUUUUGAGGAAUGUGGCUCGUGCUUAUGCUUUGAGACCGUGUCAGAAAAUGUGGAGUGGGUUCCUGCCAAGGCUGAAGUCAGCGUUAAAGAUGCCGAUGUCCCAUGUACUUCUUCACUUCAUUUUCGUUGUAAUCGUUCGUUUCUUGGGAUUUGAAGUCAAGAGUAGGACGCUUUCAUUUUCAUAUUGCAAAGAUUCAUACCUCCUGGCGAGGUGCUGGCAGGAAAAGAAUGUUACAGCUUAAUUUUUUGAUGUUGGCGGUUGGAAUCACCACUGUGUGGUGUAGAAGUAUUGGAGAUAUCCUUCCAACCCUCCGCCUGCCAAACACCAUCUCACCAUCAAUCCCUCUUUUAGAA
This is a messenger RNA of Hyaloscypha bicolor E, 698 nucleotides long. RefSeq lists its product as uncharacterized. Lineage: Eukaryota; Fungi; Ascomycota; Leotiomycetes; Helotiales; Hyaloscyphaceae. The record is from RefSeq and is a predicted model, not a curated record. Bases 206 to 586 code for a protein of 126 amino acids. The transcript is spliced from 2 exons.